Molecule: messenger RNA, 663 nt
Organism: Knipowitschia caucasica
Lineage: Eukaryota; Metazoa; Chordata; Actinopteri; Gobiiformes; Gobiidae
Source: the annotation of a GenBank genome assembly
AUGAGAUGGUGGGAGAGAGCUGAAGGAGCGAUACGUCAGGUCCAGUGGGUUGGGAGAAGAGGGCGCGAGGACAGACGGAUGCUGUUCGCGGACUUGGGGUCUAGAGAGAUGAGUUCCGGAGUGGAAAGGGGGAGGAAGAAGGGCGGGAAGCUGAAGACGGCUUACAAGUGCGAGCACGUGAACGUGGGCUGCGACGUCAACUACGACAUCAACGGCACCGCCAUCCACGGGGCGGCCGUGGUCGGGUACGAGGGCUGGCUGGCCGGGUACCAGACCACCUUCGAGGCCGGGCGCAACCGCGUCACACAGAGCAACUUCGCCGUCGGAUACAAGACCGACGAGUUCCAGCUCCACACCAACGUGAACGACGGCACAGAGUUUGGAGGCUCCAUCUUCCAGAAAGUGAACGAUAAACUGGAGACAGCGGUGAAUCUGGCCUGGACCGCGGGCAACAGCAACACACGCUUCGGCAUCGCGGCUAAAUACCAGAUCGACCAGGACGCCGCCUUCUCUGCAAAGGUGAACAACUCGAGCCUCGUCGGCCUCGGCUACACCCAGACCCUGAAACCUGGCAUCAAGAUGACCCUCUCCGCUCUCCUCGAUGGGAAAAACAUAAACGCCGGAGGCCACAAACUGGGCCUGGGGCUGGAGUUCCAGGCAUAA